UUGGUCAACGGUCGCAUAGGCCCGUGAAUUUUAGCGGGUUUUUGCAGUUGAAGCGUGAGUGAAAUAAUGAAGUGUUUUUGGUUGCUCAGUUGUUGUAUAGUGCUCGGUUAUGGGGCGAGUGAGAAACAGAAGAAACCGCAUAUAAUUGUGAUUGUUGCAGAUGAUAUGGGUUUUAAUGAUGUCAGUUUUCACGGUAGCAAUGAAAUUCCCACGCCAAACAUCGAUGCACUUGCUUACAACGGAGUUAUCCUGAAUAGUCAUUAUACUCAGGCCUUGUGUACUCCUUCCAGGGCUUCGUUUUUGACUGGAAAAUAUCCUAUACAUUUGGGAAUGCAACAUUUGGUCAUUUUGGAACCUGAACCAUGGGGAUUGCCCUUAAAUGAAACCUUAUUGCCUGAGCAUCUGAAAAGAAACGGCUACGUAACAAGGGCAAUAGGAAAAUGGCAUUUGGGCUUUUUCAAAAAAGAAUACACGCCAACAUUUAGAGGUUUUGACAGUCAUUACGGAUAUUGGCAAGGGUUUCACGAUUAUUACGACCACACUGUUCACUCUACUUAUUCUGACGAAAUGGGCUACGAUUUCCGACGUAACAUGACAGUAGAUUGGGAUGCUAAAGGCAAAUACACAACGACCCUGUUAACAGAAGAGGCAGUCAAAGAAAUUCAGGAACACAACACUGACAAUCCAAUGUUUAUGUAUUUGGCCCAUUUGGCGCCACAUGCUGGCAAUGAUUGGGAUCCACUGCAAGCUCCUGACGAGGAAAUUGCUAAAAUGGCUCACAUUCAGGAUCCUGAAAGGAGAGUAUAUGCAGCUAUGGUAUCUAUGCUGGAUAAAAGUGUAGGAUCAGUCAUACAAGCCUUAAGAGAAAAACACAUGCUGGAAAAUUCCAUUAUUAUUUUUAUGUCUGAUAAUGGGGCUGCUCCAGAAGGAGUGCACGCUAAUCAUGGUUCAAAUUAUCCAUUGAGAGGGAUUAAAAGUUCAGCAUGGGAAGGCGCCAACAGAAACAUCGCAGCAAUUUGGAGCCCCCUCAUCAAAAAACCCAAAAGAGUCUCAAACCAUCUGAUGCACAUCUCAGAUUGGCUACCAACCCUAUUUACUGCUGCAGGCUUAGACCACAAUCAACUACCAUCAGCAAUGGACGGCAAAGACCAAUGGAAAUCAAUCUCAGAAAACCAACCAUCUCCAAGAUCAGAAAUUUUAUACAACAUCGACGAUGUAUGGAACUUUGGCGGUAUAAGACAAGGCGACUGGAAAUAUGUUUAUGGUAGCAUCACUAAAGGGCUAAAGGAUGCUUGGUAUGGUAGCACUGGUAGCGACCCUUUGUACCAUUACGACCUAAAAGCAGUACUUGAAAGCCCUACUGCAACUACCCUUAGCGGCCUAAUAACUUACCAGCAAAUAAAAGAAAAAAACCAACAUUUAAGCAACUUUUCCAUACAUUUACUAGAUGCAACUAACAUUAAACAACUCAGACAAGAGGCUACAAUUAUUUGUAAAAAAUUAAACCCAGAAGAUCAAUUGGAUAUCAACCAGUGCCAUCCAAUGAUAUCGCCUUGCCUGUUCAACAUCAAACAAGACCCAUGCGAAAUGGUUAAUUUAGCCUCACAACGUCCUUUAGUAAUGAUAAUGUUAGAACAAGAAUUAAUCAAAUACAGAAAAACUGCCUUAAAACCUAUUAAUAUACCCAGAGACCCUAAUGCAAAUCCUACCAAAUACAACGGCACUUGGACUAACUGGAAAGACAUUGAUGUUACUACAGAAAAAAUCCAAUUCAACUCAUUAUCGCAAUUAACUGUAGGAUUAAUAACAGGCGCUUGUGUGGCUGUGAUUGUAAUAAUUUUAAUUUUGUUAACAAUAACUUGUAAAGGGGGCCCUAAAAGAAGUACCUUGGAGCUUUGCCAAGACAAAUCUGAGGAGUUUGAUGUGAAAUUGGACAGUCAUCAGUUUGAGGAUAGAGAAAAGCAAUUGAGGACCAGUUUGAGGGAUGAUUUUAGAGAAGUUUGAGAGAGGCAUUAGGGAUGUUUGUUUCUAUAAACAUCCUUUUAGUGCUUUAUUUGAUUCCUAAUUGAUGUUCGGGCUUUUUCUUGAGAAAGAGUUUCCGAGCGGAUUUUUGUAGGUUUUUAGUUUAUUUAUUGUGUAUAGUUUUAGUUUGAAUAAAUAAAGUUUUUUUUUAUUA
Molecule: messenger RNA, 2176 nt
Organism: Ceutorhynchus assimilis (cabbage seed weevil)
Lineage: Eukaryota; Metazoa; Arthropoda; Insecta; Coleoptera; Curculionidae
Source: the annotation of a GenBank genome assembly